GGUUAAGUAUAUAAAGGCGCUUUGAAUUCCUCUGUUACAAUCAUGAGUCUGAGAGAAAUGGAAGAUGUAAAGGUGGAAAUGAAGGUAAGGAAGAAUGAGAAUGAAGCGUUGGAAACGGGUUUGGCAGAGAGAUCGAUGUUGCUGAUGAAAGCUCCAUCUCUCGUCGCGAGUUCUCUCCAAUCUCAUUCUUUUCCUGACGAUCCGUACCGUCCUGACGAUCCGUACCGUCCUGACGCCAAAGUCAUCCUCGGCGUCGAUCCUCUGGCUCACGAGGACGAAGGGACCCAAUUCGUAAUGGAAUUAGCUCGAGCUGACUCUGGAAACAUGCCGAGGCGUUACACUUUGGAUAUGUCUAAAGAUUUUAUUCCUAUGAAUGUUUUCUGUGAGUCUUCAGAUGGAAAGAUGUCAGUAGAAGGGAAGAUAAAGAACAAAUUUGAUAUGAGGCCUCAUAACGAAAAUAUUGAAAGCUAUGGGAGAUUGUGCCGUGAAAGAACAAACAAGUAUAUGGGCAAAAAUAGACAGAUCCAGGUUGUUGUAAAGUGGUGUGUGGUGACUUGGAGUUUCAAACAAACCUCCUCUGCAUUUUUCCAUGAUCAUGUUUCUGGUUUCUUGACCAGGUCAUUGAUAAUGCCAGAGGAAUGCAUAUGAGGCCAAUGCCAGGAAUGAUAAUCCCAACCGCGGCUCCGGAAAAGAAAAAAUUGACGAACAGGACAUCAGAAAUGAAGAGAACAAGAAGGGACCGUAGAGAGAUGGAGGAGGUGAUGUUUAAUCUCUUUGAAAGACAAUCAAAUUGGACUCUGAGGCUGCUCAUUCAGGAAACUGACCAGCCAGAGCAAUUCCUGAAAGACUUGUUGAAAGAUCUAUGCAUAUACAACAACAAAGGGAGCAACCAAGGAACUUAUGAGCUGAAGCCUGAAUAUAAGAAAGCCACUCAGGAAUAGGUUUGGUCAAAAGGUUUUUUCAGGGUUUGUUUUGGAUACUAUCUUUUGAUUAUCUAUAGUGAGGUUAAGCUUGAUCAGUUACUUAAAUUGUAACUGAUCUUCAUGGCUAUAAUAAGAAAGGAAGGUUCGUUCAAUUGUAUGCCUUAAGUAUUCACAAUAUUAACGUAACUAAUCAUUUUUAGUGAUGCUUUAGAAAG
This is a messenger RNA of Arabidopsis thaliana (thale cress), 1138 nucleotides long. Its product is annotated as Transcription initiation factor IIF, beta subunit. The transcript has 5 exons. Gene Ontology annotation, cellular component: transcription factor TFIIF complex; nucleus. NCBI's taxonomy places the organism in Eukaryota, Viridiplantae, Streptophyta, Magnoliopsida, Brassicales, Brassicaceae. The coding region runs from base 43 to 648 and encodes 201 amino acids. Gene Ontology annotation, biological process: transcription initiation at RNA polymerase II promoter; transcription by RNA polymerase II. The record is from RefSeq and is marked reviewed.